AUGAAUUCAAUUUCACGCGCAAUCACUUCGCGUUUAAACGAGAUAUCCAAUAAACGGCAUCGAUUCGUUGGAGAAGAGAAGAGCUCAGACUUUGCUAAUCCUAGCUGGGCAUUUCCAACAACAAGCGAUUUCAACUGUUAUGAUCCACCCGAGCUGAUUAUAUCAGAGGAGGAGUUUAACGAGAUUAUCCCGCCUGCAAAUGGGGAGGAGCAGAAGAUUUCUUUAGAAGCAAAAACUCCGAACAACAUUUCAAAGAAGGUUACAUCGGUUGUUCGACGACUAUCGCCAUUUGGAUGUAACUGUAAUUCGUCCACAGAGAAAGAAAAAUAUGAGGAGAAGAGCGACGCACCUGAGGAAAAGAAAUCACAGAAAAUUUUCAAGGAAACGCGCGAAAAAGUGGACAGACUGAAAAAAUCGUUUAAAACAAAUGAACGACAGCAACUGAUCGAUUCGGACGAAGAACAAUAG
Messenger RNA from Strongylus vulgaris, 468 nucleotides. NCBI's taxonomy places the organism in Eukaryota, Metazoa, Nematoda, Chromadorea, Rhabditida, Strongylidae. The record is from the annotation of a GenBank genome assembly.